This is a messenger RNA of Malassezia globosa CBS 7966, 1968 nucleotides long. RefSeq lists its product as uncharacterized. The transcript has a single exon. Gene Ontology annotation, cellular component: actin filament. Bases 1 to 1968 code for a protein of 655 amino acids. Gene Ontology annotation, molecular function: microtubule binding. The record is from RefSeq and is a predicted model, not a curated record. Gene Ontology annotation, biological process: actin filament polymerization; actin nucleation. NCBI's taxonomy places the organism in Eukaryota, Fungi, Basidiomycota, Malasseziomycetes, Malasseziales, Malasseziaceae.
AUGGCGGGUGUAUCGAAUUUGCGUAAAGCCGUGCUUGAUAUGGCCAAGACACGCAUGAAGCAGCUGCAAUGGGAUAAGCUAUCAGCAGAGCAUGCGUCAAGCACAGUUUGGGGCAAGACGGCUUCAGACGAGCUAAUGCUUCGAGAGAUCAUUCUUGAGCGCGGCGUCUUCGGUGAAAUGGAAGAGGAAUUCAAGGCUAAGGAAGCAUCGAAGCGUGCUGUCUCUGUGAAGAAAGAUAGCAAGGAGCUGCAAACAUACCUAAAUUAUGCGACGCGGCAGGGCAUUGAGAUGGUCCUCAAAAGAAUCAAGAGUCAGCUGACUGACAACAAGCAUUGCACGCCCGAAGAAUUGGCGCAUAUGAUCAUACAGUGUGAUUCUCAGGUUUUCGACCAGAGCAUUCUUACAGAGCUUCUGCGAUACUAUCCCGAGUCUGAGACAAAGGGCCGUCUAGGCGAGUACAAAAAUGCCUCGGACGAGCAGCUUCGUCUCUUGCAUCCAGCUGACCGUCUCGUGGUAUUAUUGAUGACAGUCCCCCACCUUAAAGACAAAGUGAAGGGCAUGCUGUACAUGACAAGGUACGGCGACACGACGGACAUUAUCCGACAUGGUCUAACGAAGAUCCGCGAUGGGUCAGAAGCCAUUAUCAAUGCACCGAAGUUCGCCCAACUAUUGAAUGUGAUUCUUCUUUUCGGUAACUAUCUCAAUGCUACUGGCAUUAAGGGUGGUGCGUACGGAUUCCGGAUCAGCAGUAUCAACAAGCUGGUCGACACGAAAGCUGCGGAUGGCACAACACUCCUACACUUUGUCGAACGCACAGUAACUCGGUGUUUCCCCGAACUUGAGGGUUUCGUGGAUGAACUGUCAGCAGCUACAGAGGCGUGCCGUGUACAGCUCCUAGAUCUCAAGCAUGACCUCUCUGAGCUCAAAUCUGCCAACGUACACCACAAAAAAAUCUUAGACAGAUUGCACAGUGAGAAUGAGGAGAACGUUGAGGCGCCGUACUCGAAACUCAUGCUUCCUUUCUUGAACAAGGCAACCAACGAGCUGCAUCGUUUGACUGACCAAAUUCAAUACACAGAGCGCGUGUUUAACGAGGCUAUGCGCUAUUAUGGAGAAGGCCCAGACCCAGUGCGUCGCAGCUUCACUGGCCCCAAAACCAUGCCGACUGAAGAGUUUUUCGGUAUCUUCAAAGAGUUUUUGGCUGCUUACAGAAAAGCCAAAACAGACAACUCCCGCAUUACUCAGCAGCGAGCGCUGGAAGCUGCGCGUAUCGCGGCCGCCGAGGAACGAGAAAAAGAUCGCCGAGAAGCUAUGGCACGACGCGAAGCUGGCAUUGAUGACAGUGCUGUACUAGAGUCACUCCUCUCCUCUCUACGUUCCAGCGGCGGCACCUCACAGCGCCGAAAAAACCGACGUCGUUCAAGACAACCCGCGGGCCAUACACGACCCAAACACGACGACGAAAAACCAGGUCCACAAGAAAAUCCCUCGAGCGUGGCAGCAGAAAUGCUCAAAAAGUUGCAAGGUGGCGAAAAGCGCAACGAGCACGGUUCCAUUGGCAUUUCGAUGGCCCAGGCCACGGAAGCAGCUCGUGCCGACCGCCGCAGCGAGCGUCGCGAAAGAAACAGCAUUCCUGUACUGCAAGAUAUCCCUCGGCGAACGCCUUCACGUGCUAUAAGCCGCGCAGAUACCCAAGAUACGACAGUUACAGAGCAUUCUGUAAAUGCAACAACCCAGCAAAUCGACCCGGAUAUAACCGCAGUCCGUCCCCAGAAUGCACAUGACCAACAUGACGACAAUGUUUCUUCAAAGUCUAGUGGGAGGGACUCUCCAAGCUCUUUGUACACAGACUCGAGUGAACAUGAAUUUCAAGAUGUGUCGCCAGCGCCCCAAGAGAUGACAAGAUCACUUGCAUCUUCGAAAGCCACAAAUGAUCCAUCUACAACUCACACUCCUACCGAUACAUAA